Messenger RNA from Exophiala oligosperma, 1874 nucleotides. RefSeq lists its product as uncharacterized. Lineage: Eukaryota; Fungi; Ascomycota; Eurotiomycetes; Chaetothyriales; Herpotrichiellaceae. Gene Ontology annotation, cellular component: membrane. The coding region runs from base 89 to 1801 and encodes 570 amino acids. Gene Ontology annotation, molecular function: serine-type endopeptidase activity. The record is from RefSeq and is a predicted model, not a curated record. The transcript has 2 exons.
UCGCGAGCGUUGUGUCGACCAUCUCUAUUGUUCGUUGUGUAGCUACAUCGCCGUUGAAGUCCGAGGCGGUCGUCGCUCACAAGCGGCAAUGAGCAAUGCUGGAACGAUAGUGUUGCGCCUGGCCAAGAGAGGCCUCCAACAAUCGACAUGUCUACGACCUCGAGGGAAUAAUAUCGGACUGCGUUGCCUUCAUUCUUCUUUGUUUGAUACCCCUGCCUCCUCGAAAAGCUCUCUUCUAGCCCAUGCGUCUCCUCGGUGUCCUCAAUAUAGUCAGCAAAGGUGUUUCAGUCGGUCUACCCGGUGCAACUUUUGGCCCUCACCCGCUGCGCAGAUCCUCAAAGCGUAUGGCUCCGGCAAGAAGCCAGAGCAAGGACUACGGUUCCAGGAUGGAGAACUCGACUCCCAGGAACUCACCGACAUAUUCGGGCGACGCGGACCUCCCCCUCCGAUAGCCAACUAUCUCUUGCGAAUCCUGCACGGCCGUCGGUAUGAUGGAACGCUUGAUCUCCCACUCCCUGAAGAUCUGGAGCUGGAGUUGUCGAAAUAUCCCCGUGCUUUCGAAGAAGGGCUGAACUGGCUCAGACAAGCAUAUCCGAUAGAUGAAGAUGAAGCCAUCCUGGCUCGAAUCGAGCGGGAAGAGCACGCCCUUGAACGGGAUAAUCCAUCAGAACUGUUACAGAGAGGACAAGAUCUCAGGUUCUACAGAGGUCCGCAGAGCGGUCACUACCAGGCAAAAUUGUCUGAAAAAGAAGGAGACGUGUAUGGCGUCAGUGAACUCGAGAGACUUCGAGCGCAGAACGAGGCCAAGUUCCAAAAGGAGGAGGAGGAACUACAGGCCCAGAUUGACGAGCGCAUGACCAAAGUCCAAGAAGAGCAGACGAAUGCAGUUGCCCAGCGUCCUGAACAAGGGCUAGAGUCAGCAAAGGAAGUACGACCGCCAAACUCGUUUGAGAAGUGGGUUUUGAAAGCUCAGAAUCGAGCGCAAUCCAAGUUGACGCUUGAGUCCCCUGAAGUGGCUCAACAGUCUGCGGGUCGGCGACUGCUCCCAUCGCUGCUCCUGACCUCCCUCGUGGCUGGGGGUUGUUUCCUCUACACACAGUACUGGCACAGACCCAAGCAAUCCGAGCGUUUUUUCCCCGACCUGUCGCUUUCCGUCGCGACGAUUGGUGCAUUGUUGGCUGUCAAUCUUGCCGUGUUCUUUGCCUGGAGAAUGCCGCCGUUCUGGUCCUCUCUGAACAAGUACUUCAUCAUUGUUCCGGCAUAUCCUUAUGCCUUCAGUAUGUUGGGAAGUCUUGUAAGCCACCAGAAACUUGGUCAUCUUUUGGCCAACAUGAUCCCUCUGGUCAUUUUCGGUCUUCCUUUGCAUGAGGAAGUUGGACGAGCUACUUUCCUUGCCAUGUUCUUGUCUUCCGGUAUCCUCGGGAGCUUUGGCAGUUUGGCCCGACACACCUUUUCGAAGGUGUUUGUCACCACAACGCUAGGGGCCAGUGGCUGUGUUUACGGAGUCGUCUCAGCCUACUUGUGGCUUCACCAAGACGACCGGUUUUCCAUCAUGUUCCUUCCAAAAGACCUUGCGGAGCAGCUUUCAUUCGACGGGAGAAGCUUGUUGAUAGCCCUCGGUGCAUUACAAGUCUUCGGUAGCCUUCGGCCGGUCAAGAAAAUCGACUAUUUCGAUCAUCUUGUGGGAAUGGCUGUAGGAGCGGUCUCAGCGUGGUGGUGGCAGAGUAAUAAGGAAAAGAAUGGUGGCUUUCCGAAGAAGUUUCAGAACUGGUGGAAGGUGACCUUUUCAGGAUCAAAAUAAGCCAUGUAUGACAGAGAUAAUCCUCGUAUACCUCAUGUAGACUUAGCAUUAUAUAUUGUAUACUUCUAUUGUG